UAUCCCGGGGGGGGGUGAUGCAGAAGUGCAGUGCUGCAGAUCAGACAGCACGUGCACCAGUGUCACCAGUGAAUGAGCAUGACUUGAAAGAUUUGACUCCAAGCUAAAAUGAUUUUGCUUAGCAAUGCAGUAUCACAUGUUGCUUUGGUGGGAUAAAGCCUCUUGUGACUUCCAGCUCAGAGGUGUCACAAUGUAACCAAGUCACGCCACUGUCAGCAUUUAUGCCUCGCACUUCCUCUCUCUUUGAGCAGUCAGAUCUCAUAAAGAAACAUCACUUUCUCUCUGAAACACAGUUUGACCAGAACCUGUCGUCUUUGUAAGUUUAUGUGUGUGCGUUUUUCUGGGCCGGCUGCUGUAACCUCAGAGGCCCGUUCAUCCUGCAGGCAGCUUUUCAGCAGCUGGAGCCAGCCGCAGAGGAACAUUGUGGACGUGAGCUAACAGGACGGAUCAUGAAGACGGGGAUCCCGUACAACCAGCUGGAGGAUGUGGCGCCCCGGAGACAAGAAUACACCAGGAGAACCCAGGUGUAUUACAGGUGUUUCCUCGCUCUGGCCUCUGUGGCUGCUGCACUGCUGGUCAUCCUGGCCCUCUGGAACCUCCUGAUACUGAGGACCUCUUCUUCCUCUUCCUCCUCCUCCCGUCCCGCUCCAACUAUAAGCCUCGGAUUUAAAGCGGAGUUCUGCUCAGAUCCCUGCAAGAUCAUGUUGGUGGAGAGCAUUCCCGAAGGCCUGGAGUUUAACUCCAGCACCGCUCAUCCAUCCAUCUUCCAGUCAUGGAUCAAUCUGAUGAGCGAAGCUCGCAGCAGUCUCGACAUCGCCUCCUUCUAUUGGACCCUCACCAACGAAGACACCGGCACUCAUGAGCCGACGGCCGAUCAGGGCGAGGCUGUGCUCAGCAGACUGGCUGAGCUAUCGGGGAAGUUAGCGGUUCGCAUUGCUGUCAACACGCCGCAGGAGAGACAGCCGCGGGCCGACCUCAGGCUGCUCAACGACUCAGGAGCCCAUAUUAGGACAGUUAACAUGAAGGAGCUCACCUCAGGCGUUCUUCACACCAAGUUCUGGGUCGUGGACCAGAAACAUAUUUACAUUGGCAGCGCCAACAUGGACUGGAGGUCCCUCACACAGGUGAAGGAGCUCGGCGCGGUGGUCUACAACUGCAGCUGCUUGGCAGCAGACCUGAGUAAGAUCUUUGAAGCCUACUGGUUUCUGGGGGAGAGUCAGUCAAUCCCAUCACCGUGGCCGAAGAGUUUCUCUACCAUGUACAACAAGGACACGCCCCUCCUGGUGCCUCUUAACAACACGCCAUCCCACGUCUAUCUGUCGAGUUCCCCUCCAUCCUUGUGUGCAGCCGGCAGGACUCCAGACCUUCAGUCCAUCUUCAGUGUGAUGGAGGACGCUGAGCGCUUCAUCUACGUCGCCGUCAUGAACUACCUGCCCACCAUGGAGUUUGCACACCCUAAAAGGUACUGGGCAGACAUCGACACGCAGCUGAGGCGAGCGGCGUAUGAGAGGCGGGUCCGAGUGCGGCUGCUGAUCAGCUGCUGGAACAACACACAGCCAGUCAUGUUUCCUUUUCUCAAGUCUCUGGCCUCAGUCUACGACCCCAAGAACAAACUGGACAUCCAGGUGAGGCUGUUUGUGGUGCCUGCCACCCCCGAGCAGAGGGAGAUUCCCUUUGCAAGAGUUAACCACAACAAGUACAUGGUAACAGAUAAGACAGCAUACAUAGGUACAUCUAACUGGUCAGGAGACUACUUUGUGAACACAGCUGGCUCAGCACUGGUCAUCAGCCAGACGUCCGCUGAGACGACGGUCCAGUCGCAGCUGAAGGCUGUCUUUGAGAGGGACUGGAACUCGGACUACAGCCUUCCUCUCACCCAGCACUCAAACCUCAAAGACCUCUGUAACCUUUAACAGCCGGCAUUACAGACACGCGUCAGUCGCUGCUGACGUCGACACGGAGCACUUUGAUUUUCAUGAAUUUUACACUUACCAGCUACAACGUGGAAACUUCCGAGCUGAAAAUCAGCAGCAGACGACCUCUUAGCAGAGCGGGCUUCCUGUUCGCUCGAGUGUCGAAGUUCAGGGACAAACUUUUCUUUCAGUGAUGCGACCCCAGAACAUGCUGGAUAUUCAGGGCUGACUUCAAGUAAUGUUGGAGCUGCGUUGGUGUAAAUUACUCCAAGUCAGCAUCUGUAAAUAUUCAGGUACCUUGGCUGAUAUCCCAGUAUUAUGAUAUGCUGAUAGUGUGAUUGCCAAAAAUACCUCCAACAAUAGAUGUUUCUCUUAUUGUUAAGCUAAUCGGUGAGGGGUAGCUGCAGUGAGUCUGUGUUACGCAGUAUUUCUGCCAGUGGAAGGAGCAAAGUUUGUUUAAUCCCUCACAUCCGUCGCUGCAAAGGUUUCCAUCAGCACCGGCUUUUUGUACUGUUACGUACCUCAUACCCAAGGGAAGUCUCAGUGAGGUGUGAUGGUGUGAAAAAUACACACUACCCAGGCCUGAGACGUAUUAUCAGGCCGAAGCACACACGUUUAACUUUGAAUUUCAUCAUGUGGUUUCUAUCCUGUACUGUAGGGGGCGCUGUUUCAGCUUUCCAGUCAGGUCAGUGUUGGACAUCAGUGUUCUACGACGGAGUAUUAGGGCCACACUGAGGGAAAAAUAAAUCGUGCAUUUUGAGAAUAAAGUCAAAAUUUUGAGAAAAAAGUCGAAGUCGUCAUUUCAAGUUAAAUAACAGCCACGGCUGCUAUACCCUCUAAAAAAGCCUUGGGUAGAUGGAACUACUUCAUCAGCUGGGGCUCGACGUCGCUCCCUCUCCAUUCAUGGAACUUGUGCGAAGCGAUUGUCGCCUCAUCGCACAAGUUCCAUAGGAAAUGAACGGAGAGCGAGCGACGUCGAGCCCGUCAUUGUGUCUUGUGAUUUUGCAAAUCCCCGCUGUACUGCACGAAGGUGCAAUCAUCGAAAUCCUCGCAUCUGACCGUUGACAGUUUGUGAGUUUUUUUUCCUUCUGAGCCGAUGCAGCUUUCUGCACAUCUCAUUACCAUCCUCAUCGUUAUCACUGCAUCGUGUUUGUGUGCUGAAAGAGAAAUAAGUUCCUUGUUACUAAAACCGAUUCUAAAGUAUAGUUUCACUAACUCAUAAUGCAAGACAUUCUGGAGGUUAUAGCAUUUUGGAGGUGUUUGACUUGAAACGACUUAAAUCUGCACAUUUCGACUUUUUUCUCCAAAUUUUAACUUUAUUCUCAAAAUGCACAAUUUAUUUUUCUCACUGUGGCCCUAAGACUCCUUCGUAGUGUUCUCCUGUAGCCACCUGGGUAAAGGAUUUAUUCAGCCAAUCACAACUUGAGCCUCAGUGGGAGUUUUCAUCUCAGGGAGUUUUGAUCUAAUUUGCUCCAAUUUAUAAUCAUUAAUGCUGAAACAGUCGUUCAUGCUGUGCCUUCAAAUAAAGAAAUCCUUUAAAUUUCCUCUCUGGACUCUUCUGAAAUAAGCAAAUAAAGUCUGCGCUGCAUCUAACAGACGCAGACAAACCUGUUGACUUCCCACUGUGUGGAGUCAGUGAAACCACUCAUGAGGAGAGGAUGCUUAGAGUUUAAACUGCCUGCCUUUCAUAGGCAGUUUAAGGCAAACAGACUAGUUAAUAGCAGACGGUGGAAAAAUAAUCUUUUAACUUCAAUAAAAACUUCUUUCAUAUCGUG
This is a messenger RNA of Archocentrus centrarchus (flier cichlid), 3688 nucleotides long. RefSeq names its product phospholipase D family member 3 (gene pld3). Gene Ontology annotation, molecular function: catalytic activity. The transcript has 12 exons. The record is from RefSeq and is a predicted model, not a curated record. Bases 450 to 1913 code for a protein of 487 amino acids. NCBI's taxonomy places the organism in Eukaryota, Metazoa, Chordata, Actinopteri, Cichliformes, Cichlidae.